Molecule: messenger RNA, 1341 nt
Organism: Fusarium mangiferae
Lineage: Eukaryota; Fungi; Ascomycota; Sordariomycetes; Hypocreales; Nectriaceae
Product: IMP-specific 5'-nucleotidase 1
Exons: 5
Coding region: 1-1341 (446 amino acids)
Biological process (GO): inosine salvage; nucleotide metabolic process; nicotinic acid riboside biosynthetic process
Molecular function (GO): magnesium ion binding
Source: RefSeq, a predicted model, not a curated record
AUGACUACCCGUUACCGUGUCGAGUAUGCUCUCAAGACACACCGAAGGGACCAAUUUAUUGAAUGGGUCAAGGGUCUUCUAGCUGUCCCUUUCGUUCUCUACUCUCAGCCCACUGGUGUUUUUGGCGAUGGACCUAGUGUUACUCAGAUGGCCGAAGAGGCUCACCGCCGUUACGCUGAGAUUAUGCGUGACGUUGAGCUCAUGAUUGAUGACCACAUUAGCCGUCAGCAAGACGAUACCAUGCUCCCGUCCAAGUUGCGGAUGCUGAUUCCCACUGCGGGCCCUUUCUUCACCCGCCUGCCCCUGGAGGCAGCUUUCAAGUAUCAGGACAGAAAACGGUACAUCUCUUCACGAAGAUUCGUUGCUCCAUCCUUCAACGAUGUCAGACAGAUCCUCAACUCAGCCCAGUCCAUGGCUGUUACGAAUGGGUCACUGCAGUUGGCCACGUUUGAUGGUGAUGUGACCUUGUAUGACGAUGGGUUCAAUCUUGAGCCAUCGAGUCCUGUGAUUCCCCGUCUCCUCGACCUCUUACGGAAGAACAUCAAGAUCGGCAUUGUCACGGCUGCUGGUUACACUUCUGCUGACCGAUACUAUGAGCGCCUUCAUGGAUUGCUUGACGCAAUUACGGAGUCAACUGAUCUGGAUCCUAUUCAGAAGCAAAACAUCGUCAUCAUGGGAGGUGAAGCAAACUACCUGUUUGAGUACUCACCUUCUUCACCCUACAAGCUCGCCCCUGUCCCGCGCACUCAGUGGUUGACACCUGAGAUGGCCUCAUGGUCGGAUGCCGACAUUACAAGAUUGCUGGAUGUUGCCGAAGGUGCCCUUCGCGACUGCGUCAACAACUUGAACCUGCCUGCCAUGAUCAUGCGCAAGGACCGUGCUGUUGGUAUUAUCCCCAAGACGCCGGGUACUCGCAUCGCCCGUGAGAGCCUGGAGGAGACUGUUCUCGUUGUUCAGCGCAUCCUGGAGCUCAGUAGUCUCGGAUCCAGCGAAGAGCGCCCGACCAAGCACCGACCCAACUCUCCUCCAAUUCCGCCUUCAGUGGCGAGCCAAUCACGCCGCGUGCCAUUCUGUGCUUUCAACGGAGGUAAUGAUGUGUUCGUCGAUAUCGGUGACAAGAGCUGGGGCGUGACUGUUUGCCAGCAGUGGUUUGGUAGCAAGGAGAAUGGUGGCGCCAUUCGCGGAGAGAAUACACUGCACGUGGGCGAUCAAUUCCUGAGUGCUGGAUCUAAUGACUUCAAGGCGAGAAGUGUUGGAACAACGGCCUGGAUCGCAAGCCCGGCCGAGACCGUGGAGCUGCUCGACGAGCUGGCUGAUCUGAUGCAAAAGAAAUUGUCUUGA